CACGAAACCACAGACUAGAAUCUGUGUUGAACAUUGAGUGUCCUAGGGUCAGUCCUACUACACAUGUAGUUAAAUAGAGCACAUUUCUCGGAAAGAGGAAGUUCACAAUGAGCGGGAAAGUUUUACUGUGUUUGUAUGCUUUUUCGUAAAUAACUUGAAAAAAAUCAUGAACAUAUAUUCUACGUAUACUCUGCCAAGAUCAUGUGAACAGUGAUUGUGUCCGCAUACCCCUGUUUACUACGUUGUGAGACUCACGGUACAUUGAUCAGCAAAAUACGAGCACUUGACGUAUGCUGUAGUCAGUGAACGACAAUCCCUAACCCUCUCAGUGAAGUGGAGUACAUGCGCGACACAGACUCGUCCUGUGUAUGUACACAGUAUAUAUAUGUGAAGCAAUAGGAAGGGCUACAGGAUUAUUGUUCAGUUCUGCACCUGUUGUGAACGUCAUAAUUACAAAAACCAACAAUGUCAGUGCAAAGACGUGUACUGUAUUUGAUUAUACUAGCUACUUACUUUGUGUUAGAUGGAUUGGAUGCUUCAGAUGAUACAACGGCAAAACCAGGAACAACGACCAGUCUUCAAAACACACAAAUGACGUCAAAUGGAAGUACACCACCUCUACAAGUCAAUGCUACAAGUUCUUCUGAAACAGAGACUGACUUAUUCCUUGAACCCAAAAAUUGUACACGAACAAAAAUGAGCACCGUUACUGUAAAGGAAUCCUUCAAAGCCAAAUGCAAAACACGACAACAAACGUGUAGUGGUGCCUGGUUUUGGAAGAAGUGCCGCCAAAAAGAUGUAUACAGGUCAUGUGAUAAGUAUCGUUCGAAGACAGUGACAAGGCUUACCACUGAACCUAUAUGUUGUCCAGGUUUUGUACCCUACAACGAUACUGCUGCAUUUUGCGUGAAAGGAUGUGAAACCGGUAAGUAUGGGGACAACUGCACACUUGACUGUAACUGUACAGGCAAUACCAGACCAGACUGCGAUAUAAGUACAGGCGAUUGCAAAUGCAAGGAUGGAUGGACUGGACAAAAUUGCACCGACGUAUGCGAUGAGGGGUUUUACGGUCACAGCUGCGAAAAUGCAUGUGCGUGCGAAAACAACAGCACGUGUGAACACGUGAAUGGAACGUGCAACUGCACAGAGCCAGGGUGGAUAGGUGACACUUGUGACACAGAAUGUUUAGAAGGCCAGUACGGAUACUACUGUAACCAAACAUGUUCAUGCUCCCCGAAUGCAACCUGCGAUCCUCAUUCAGGAGAGUGUCGAUGCAUUGCUGGUUUAACUGGUGAUAACUGUACAGAAGUCUGCGAUGACGGGUAUUUUGGUGCCGACUGUCAACAGACGUGCACGUGUUUAGCAAACAGUACAAGAGCCUGCGACCCUGUACAUGGAACAUGUGAUUGUAUAGCUGGGCUGACAGGACAGAGCUGUGCGGAAUAUUGCGAACCUGGGACGUACGGAGAGAUGUGUCGGGAAACAUGUAAUUGUACGCUCACCGAGGUCUGCCAUCCAAUAAACGGGGAAUGCAUUUCAAGAUUCUUGUGUAGUGUGAACGGAACCGCCAACUGUGACCUUGGAUUUGGAGAAAGUGACUGUACGGACAUCCAAGGAAACACGUCGCUAGAACCUCUACAGGGAAACAUUAGUGAUAUCCUAAACAACCCGAAAGAUAUAUGCGAUUCUGACACCAAUCAAACUCAAUUUUGCGUUCCGAGUAAUGAAACAGUUCUUUGCGAAUGCCUUGCUGGAUGGACUGGAUACUCGUGUGAACAGCGAUGCUCUGAAGGUUAUUAUGGUACCAACUGCCAACAUGCAUGCACGUGUGGCGAGAAGCACUCUCUAGGGUGUAAUAUGGAGACAGGAACAUGCGACUGUGGGCCGGGCAGGACUGGUUUCAAUUGUACAGAUGUUUGUCCAAGCGGAAUGUACGGGUCAGGAUGCCGUUAUAAAUGUACAUGCGAUGACGAAUGUGAUCGUGUUGAUGGACGAUGUUUUGGUGCGGGGAAAAGUAAGGAACAGAAAGCGAACCAAGGCACAUCAAAUAUAGGUCUAGUACUAGGCCUUGUGAUAUCAAGCAUCGUAGUCAUAUGUCUCAUAGUGGUUGGUGUAGUUGUGCAUAAACGCAAAGGGUGUAAAACGCUUAGAAACGUCCAGGUGACAAUCAAGAAAACCAGGUCGACAAGCGAGAGAUCAUACGCGGACAAUCGGACAUAUGAGCUUCAACAACCAGAAAUAAUUGGGUCUGCAAGCAGAGGACCACUCAUGUCUGAAGACAGAUGUUAUGAAAAUGGCGGUUUUAACGAGGAAUGUGCCAGAGAGGAAAAAUCACAUAGUCGUAAAAAGGCUACACUUCCUAGCAAGGAUACGUAUUCUCCUGUUGUUAAAACCGAUGACGGUAGUUAUGACAAUUUUGAAAACAUGCGUCACAAUGGCGUCGUUGACGAAAUGUACACAGGGCAGGUGAUAGAUGGUGUAUAUAAUAAUUUAGACCAUCGAAAUAGCGGGAAUUUUAAUGGUGUAGAUACACAGGAUGACGAAUACAGUCACGUUAAAAUCGCCGCCUCAUCAGAUACAUAUGACGUUUUUAAGGGUAAAGGCGAUACCACAGGCGGAGAUAACAUGUACGACUGUUCUCAUGAAUUGUCGAACACAUACGAUGUUUUCCGAAAGAAAGGUGAUACGAAUGUGAUAGCCGAUUCCAUGUACGAUACAAAUGACUCUGUUGCUGCUGGUUCACAAACGAACACCAAACAUAACAAUUCGCCAGACUAAUAGAAACAAACAACAUCGCAAUGUAUUUCAGGUACAUGAUAAUUUCUCUCGAAUAGUUAUACCACUUCAAAAAUUAUUUGUGAUCAUCUAAACAGCCGAUGAGAAAUGAUCAAUCAUACUCCCUAAAAUUAAAGGGGUGUAUGGUAAUUACGUUGUUAGUUUGUCCGUGCAUGCAUCAAAGGUAAAAUAUGACAUUUCCCACUUUUACUUCAAAGAUUUUGUACAAGAUAUCUCAUAAUCCCUCGACAUAUUUCAUCUGUAUUAACAACAUAGCAUGGACGCAUUGAUUACUUAUAAGCCGGUGAUAUUUUGGGGGUCAUUUGUGAAUGUUAAAGGGGCAAAGAAGGAAGGAUGGGGAAGUAAGGAUGAGGGUAUUUGUUGUUAGUCUCCGGUCACUUUAUUUUCAUGUAAAAUGUACAAAUGUAUAAAGACAUUUAAUGGUUUCCUUUGAACACCAACCAAUCAAUCGUUUAUUUUGACAGUUGUUUUUGUUUCCUUUUCUGUUCUUUAAAUUGUACCAUUUGUAUUUCGAUGCAUUGUCAAUCAAAAUUUGAAUAAAACAAAGUUUAAACCAAUAGUUUAUUUCAGUGUCAUGCAUCAUUUACAUAAUACCAUAUCACAGUUUAGAUAAUGACAUUUUAAAUAUAAGAGAACGUUAAAAUGUGAUGCCCAGUCGAACUCGGCUUAUCACAUUAUGUACAUCAUGCAACAAUAUUCCAUAAAUAUGACAAUUGAAACACAAUAAACCAAAUGAGAUGAAAUUCGAUAACUCCUUAUUAUUUAUUAUACUCAAUGUUCAAUGAAAUUCUCAUAUUAUAUAUUUUACUUGUCUUAAAUUAUCAUUACAAAUAGUUAUCAGUUAAAAGUGGGUGUCUUUGUUUUAAAGAUAAACAUUUACAAAAGAGCUUGUCAAUUUGGCCAAAUAUGUAAUAGCGGCAAAUGUAAGAAGAAACCAAUUAACUUAAUUUGUUACACCCUCCAUACUGUUUGUACAUUGCUGGUAUUGUAUUGUAUGUAUUGCAUGUAUUGUAUUGUAUUGUCUGUAGAUAUUGUAGAUAUAUCUCACUUUCGAAACCGAUUGGUCAAAAGACCCAAGGUAAUAAAGAACUUGAACCAUCGCUCAAAUGAAAUUAAAAAGGAUAGUUCAUAGUAAGUUAUAUAACUUUAUGUACAAUAGUCAUAUCAUAAAAUAUUUCACUUUUCAUAAAAAUAUCAUCACCCAUCAUUAUCAGUUGCAAGGUGAUGUCUGUGUUUACUCUUAAGGUAAGCAUUUAAUUCACGAUAAGGCAGAUGAAAUUAAAAAAAACACAAAACAUAUUUCUUGAAUAUACACAGCGGGAUUCAAAGUAGAAUUGUCACAGGAGGUAAAAAUAUUAACCGGUCAAGGUUAAGGUGUCAAAUGAAAUGAUAUUAUUUCCUUUUUAUCUAACUUUGUUAUAACGUGAUAUAUUUAGAGGCUUGAUCGUGUGAUAAUUUCGUGAUGCUAUAGUUAAACCAAUCAAACAACUGGCUGCAGUGUUAUGUAGAACUAAUAACUAUUUCGACAGUUUUUUCCCUCAAAUGUGCCGCAUAAUUAACACUGCAAAUAUCGAUCUUCUUAAUCCUCCCUCUCCUGCAGCAUUAAAAAAUUAUUUGAAUAAAGAUAUUGUUUCUGAUAGUGAAUCUGUAUCAAUUUUCAAAACAGAAGGUAACAGAAGAGCAAAUAUUAUUCCAUGUCAACUUCGAAACUCUUGUAGUAAUUUAAAUUCUGAUAUACACCAUGACCAUCUUACUAAUAGUCCAGCUUGUACCUGCUCUGCUGAACAUGAAACAGUAUCUCGUUACUUUUUAGAAUGUCCUAUUUUUAAUAAUCAAAGAACUAACUUGUUAACUUCUCUCAAUAGUUAUGGCAACCACAAUCACAUUGAUAUAAACAUUCUUCUCCAGAGCUGUCCUGCUUGUGAUGGGCUUACAAAUAGACGAGUACUUGACGAUGUGCAUAUUUUUAUUGGAAAAUCCCGUCGUUUUAAUUCUUAUAUGUACAUGUUUUUUUUUUUUUUAUUAUUAUAUAUUACAUCCAUGAGAUUCUAGUUGAGCAUGACUACUGGCUAUUGCAUGUACUUAUCUUGUCGUUGUAAUUAAUUACACUAUAUGUAUUGAUUGAAUUUGUUAUUUUGAAUUGUAACAGUGAUAGUGUAUAUAUAUGCUGAAAUAAAUGUAUUUGUAUAUGUACUUGUA
Molecule: messenger RNA, 4995 nt
Organism: Mizuhopecten yessoensis (Yesso scallop)
Lineage: Eukaryota; Metazoa; Mollusca; Bivalvia; Pectinida; Pectinidae
Product: multiple epidermal growth factor-like domains protein 10
Exons: 16
Coding region: 466-2778 (770 amino acids)
Molecular function (GO): scavenger receptor activity
Source: RefSeq, a predicted model, not a curated record